AUUUUAUUUUACAAAAAUAAUAUAUGUAUAACGAAUAGAUCAUUAACAACUAUUUCUAUCAUAGGAAGACAAUAAUAAUAUGGAUGUUUUUGACCAAACAACUAUCGAUGAUAUGUCAGAAGAGGAGGAUAUAACACCAUUGCCCGUCACAGAUUAUGAAACUAUGGCAAAUAAUAUUAUGCCCGAUCUAGGUCAAGAGAUAGAAGACUUUAAAUAUAACACAUGGCAUGUAACAAAUUGGCGGAAUUUAGAAGAGAGAAUAACAGGGCCAGAAUUCGAAGCUGGAAAUUGGAAAUGGCGAAUUUUACUAUUUCCCUUUGGAAAUAACAAUCAAGAUGUCGUUUCUAUUUAUCUUGAUUUUGCUGAUAUGAGGGCUCCGGAAGGUUGGCAUUCCUGUGUUCAAUUCGCUCUUGUCUUGUGGAAUCCUGAAGAUCCAACGCAAUAUAUUUAUCAUCACGCGCAUCAUCGAUUUACUGCCGAAGAAUCGGACUGGGGAUUUACACGGUUUUAUUGCUUACGCAGACUGUUAACCCCUUAUGGAAGCCGAACACGUGCAAUAAUUGAAAAUGAUUCGGCCAAUAUUACGGCGUUUGUGCGAGUAUUCAAGGAUCCUACAGGUGUCUUAUGGCAUAAUUUCAUUAAUUAUGAUUCAAAGAAAGAGACAGGAUAUGUAGGAUUGAAAAACCAAGGUGCUACAAGUUACAUGAAUUCACUACUACAGUCACUUUAUUGUACGACUUAUUUCCGUAAGGCAGUUUACCAAAUUCCCACAAAAGAUGACGUACCAACAAAAAGUGUCUCUUUGGCAUUACAACGAAUUUUCUAUCAAUUGCAGAUAUCGAAUACUCCGGUUAAAACGACGGAAUUGACGAAAUCUUUUGGAUGGGAUUCAGCAGAUUCCUUUGUACAGCACGAUGUACAAGAAUUUAACAGAGUAUUGCAAAAUAAUCUUGAAGGCAAAAUGAAGAAUACAAAAGCCGAUGGUGCGAUUACCAAGCUUUUUGUUGGUAAAAUGAAGAGUUAUAUCAAAUGUGACAAUGUGGAUUAUGAGUCCUCUUGUGUUGAAGAUUAUUAUGAUAUUCAGCUGAAUGUGAAAGGUUGCAAGACUUUAAGAGAUUCUUUCAAGGAUUAUAUUCAAGAAGAAACAUUGGAAGGCAAUAAUAAGUAUCAAGCAGAAGGUCAUGGGUUACAAGAUGCCAAAAAAGGUGUUAUCUUUGAAAGCUUCCCUCCAGUUUUACACUUACAACUUAAAAGAUUCGAAUAUGAUUACCAAAGUGACACAAUGGUUAAGAUUAAUGAUCGUCACGAAUUUCCGAUGGAAAUUGACUUAGAAGAGUUUCUAUCGGAGAAUGCAGAUAGAUCAAGUCCUCAUAAAUAUCUAUUACACGGUGUACUUGUUCAUUGCGGUGAUUCACAUGAAGGCCACUACUUUUCUUUACUUAAACCUGAAAAAGAUGGCAAAUGGUUUAAAUUUCAUGAUGACCGCAUCACUCGUGUAGUAGAUAAGGAAGUACUUGAGGAUAAUUAUGGUGACGAAUAUCCAAAUGCCAAUAUUAUUAAAGUUCGUUCAACUAAGAUUCAUAAACGAUUUACCAACGCUUACAUGUUAGUCUAUAUUCGUGAAUCACAUGUUGACGAGAUAUUGUCCCCUGUAGUUCCCGAGGAUAUACCUGAACAUUUACAGAAACGUUUGGAACAGGAAAGGGCCAUUGAGGAACAAAAGAGGAAAGAGAUGGAGGAGAGACAUCUUUAUCUUACCGUCAAGAUUGUGACUACUGAAAAAUUCAAAGUUCAUCAAGGAUUUGACCUUGCCAACUUUGAUGAUCGUCAAUAUCCACUUUCUGAAGUGUAUGUGUAUAAGAUUCUAAAAAGUGAUACCUACAGGUCUUUUAAAGAUUUUGCUUCUCGAAAUUUCAAUAUUCCUCCAGAACGAGUAAGAUUCUGGGUUUUUGUAAAUCGUCAAAAUAGAACUGUUCGACUUGAUGCUCCAAUACCAGAACUUUAUAUCAAUACUAGUAUGGAACAAAUUUGUGCAAAUAUGACUACUCGGCGGAAUGGAAUGGAGUUGUAUAUGGAAGUAGCAGACAAGCCAAUUAAGCGCAAGAAAUGGUUCCCUACUGUUCCGAAAGCAAGUCGCAUAAUUGUUUUCCUCAAAUAUUUUGAUCCUGACAAACAGACUUUAGAAGGUCUAGGUCAUUUGUAUAUACAAAAGUUCGGUAAGGUGGGCGACAUUACUCGCGUCCUAUGUGAGAAAAAGGAAUUUCCACCAGAUACUCCUUUAAAAAUUUACGAAGAAGUCAAACCAAAUAUGAUCGAAGAAAUGCAUCUCGAAUUCACUUUUCAACAAUCAGAGAUACAAGAUGGUGAUAUAAUUUGUUUUCAAAAGGCUUUAACAGAAAGAGAAAUCCAAGAGCAUAGAUCAGUUUGUCGUUGUUGGAAUAUUCCUCAUUUCUAUGAAUCAUUGGCCUUACGUAUUGUUGUUUCGUUCAAGCCAAAAUUGGAAGAUCGGUAUUUAAAACCCGAAUUGACUUAUGAGCAGGUAUCUUAUUCUGAAUUUGACCUAAUUUUAAAUAAAAAAUGGACAUAUGAUCAGGUUUCUGGAGCAGUUGCCACUCAUUUGAAUACGGAUCCUCUUAAACUACGAUUUACCACAGCACAUUCGACAUCUAGUACACCAAAAAGUGUCAUCAAACGAACCACCGCUCAUACCCUUUCAGAGAUGCUUCAAACUGUAUAUUUGUCACCACCAGCUUAUGUCUUAUUCUAUGAGAUGCUGAACAUUAGUAUCGUAGAAUUAGAAACGAAAAAGUUCAUUGAAAUUUAUUGGCUUGGAAACACAGUUAAAGAUGAAGAAGCAAUUGAUCUUUGUCUUCCAAAGAAUGCAAUUGUGAAUGAUAUAAAAAAAAUCCUAAAAAAUGAAAAGGUGACACUAUCAUCACCAUGCUCUAGAAUCAGGCUAUUUGAAGUUCAUCACAAUAAGAUUCAAAAGGAAUAUACAGGAACCGAACCAAUAGAGAGAAUACAAGAACAUGCGACAUUAUACGCAGAGGAAAUACCUCAUGAUGAAAUUUAUGCCAAUCAAAAUGAUCGGACUAUUCAAGUAUAUCAUUUCACAAAGGAUCCGUUAUGUUUACAUGGAAUUCCGUUCAAAUUUGUUAUUAAAAAUGGCGAGACACUUGCGGAUACUAAAGUACGCCUUCGACAUCGGCUUGGUAUGAGUGAAAUAGAUUUUUUGAAAGUAAACAUUGCAAUUAUGCCGAGAACCUCAUACGCAAAAUCGACUUAUCUUUUUGGCGAUGAUAUAGUCUUAUCAGAAAUGAAAUUAUCCAAUGAAGAUUGUCUGGGACUUGAUCACCCAGAUAAAACUGGUCGUACGGAGAAAGUUAUUUUUAUUCGAGGCUAAUAUAUUGAUUUUAUAAAUGAAUUGUUAAGUUAAUCCACUCUUUAACAUCUUGUUACGCGUCCGCCCACACCUCAUCCGUAAUACAUAAUAUUGUAUUUUAAGAAAAAUAGUUUAUUAUAAAUUUUUCGAAUUAGUCCUUGUACAUUAUUCCUUGUAAACUUGUAAAAUUAUUGAGAGAAUUAUAAUCUAUAAAAUCCAUUAACUCAAAAUUAAAUAAUCGGAAAUUCGGAUUAAAUUUAAAAUUUUU
Molecule: messenger RNA, 3650 nt
Organism: Rhizophagus irregularis DAOM 181602=DAOM 197198
Lineage: Eukaryota; Fungi; Glomeromycota; Glomeromycetes; Glomerales; Glomeraceae
Source: RefSeq, a predicted model, not a curated record